AUGCUUGAUGGGUCAAGCCCCCAGGCUGGCAAGAUCUGGAAGAAGGCCAAACUAACCUUCUCCUUUGAUGGCAAACAAAUGACUGAGACCUUCCUAAUCUGCAACACAGGGUCUCACGCCGCCAUCUUGGGAUUGAAGUGGUUAGACGCCCACAAUCCGGAAAUUGAUUGGAACCUGCGCACUCUCUCCUUUCCUCACGCUCCACCAGAACAGGUAGCCAUUGCCAAAGAGGAAGAAGCUGACAAGAACCCUCUUGAAGGAAUACCCCUGGAAUACCAUCAAUAUGCCAAGGUAUUUGGGGAAGAAGAAUUCAAUAAGCUUCCACCCCACAGGCAUUACAACAUUGGGAUUGAAUUAACAGAAGAAGGCCCCUUGAACUCUCCACUAUACAGUAUGACUGAUGCCGAAUCCGCUACGCUCAAGGAUUGGCUCAGGCAUGAGCUCAAGGCAGGCAAAAUACGUCCCAGCAAGUCUUCUAUUAGCUCCCCUGUAAUGUUUGUACCUAAGAAGGAUGGCUCCCGCCGUUUGGUUGUUGAUUACCGUUGCCUCAACAACCACACCAAGAAGAAUGUCUACCCGCUCCCUCGUCCAGAUGACCUCAUGGCCCAGCUCCGCGGUGCCAAGGAAGGCAACGAAUGGAAGACCGCCUUUUGCACCAAGUACGGCCUCUACAAGUCCCUGGUCAUGACAUUUGGUUUGACAAACGCUCCUGCCGCCUUUCAACACUUCAUGAACAAAUUGUUCAAGGAUCUCCUGGAUGUAUGCGUCAUCAUUUACCUUGAUGACAUCCUAAUCUACUCUAAAGAUGAUGCAACACACACCCAGCACGUUCACGAGGUCCUACGGCGCUUAAUGGAAAACCAAUUGUUUUGUAAGGCAUCCAAGUGUACAUUCCAUGUCACCUCAGUGGAGUAUCUAGGAAUAAUUGUAUCGGAUAAGGGAUUCAGCCUGGAUAAGCUCAAAAUCCAGGUGGUCCAAGAAUGGCCUACACCCACUAAGGUCAAAGAAGUACAAUCGUUCCUAGGUUUUGCCAACUUCCUACGCCACUUUGUUGCCAAUUUCAGCCACAUGGCUAGGCCGUUACACAAUCUGGUCAAAAAGGACGUGCCAUGGAAAUGGGAUACCAAGGAACAGGAGGCUUUCCAGGGUUUAAAGGAUGCCAUCACAAACGCACCGGUCCUCUGUCAUGCUGAUCCAACCAAACCUUACUUCUUGGAAACGGAUGCAUCUGGCGCAGCACUAGGGUCCAUACUUAGCCAACAUCAGGAAGAUGGCCGUCUCCAUCCACUGGGCUUUCUGUCCAAAUCUUUCAAAGGUGCCAAACAGAACUAUGACACCCACAACAAAGAACUUUUGGCAAUAAUUAGAUCCUUUGAAUACUGGCAAAUCUUCCUGGAAGGCACAGCACACCCAAUCACGGUAUUCACCGACCACAGGAACUUGGAAUACUGGAAGGAAUCCCAAACCUUCAACCGUUGUCAUGCCAGGUGGCACUUAUUAUUAGCUGGGUAUAACUUCCAAAUUGUUUACCGCCCUGGGAAACAGUCCGGGAAACCAGAUGCCCUUUCACAACGCUCUGAUCAUGCCAAUAUCCCACCUGCCAACCAAACAAUGCUCCCUGACCCCGUAUUUGCUAACGUUGCCCUGGUGACCCCGGAAAAAGAGUUACAGCGCCAGAUCAAGUCAUUGCUUGACCAAGAUGAGUCAUUGGAAGAAAUCCUACAGUUCCUGCAGAAUGAGUCCAAAGCCCCGCCGUCAAUCAAGCGUGCCUUCAAAGAUUACAAAAUGGAGGCGGGCCUGUUAUUCUACCAAGGACGAAUUGUAGUCCCUGACGUUGGCAUACUAAGAACGGAGCUACUCUGCAUAUUCCAUGACAGCCCCUUGGCCGGACACCCCGGGAGGCAGCAAACGUUGGAAUUGAUCUCCAGGAAUUACUAUUGGCCCGGCAUCCGCUUGGACACCUACUGGCACGUGGAUUCCUGCAAAACUUGUCAGCAAAUUUGCAAACCCAAGUACGCCUCCAUUCCCCCGCAACCCCUGGAACUUCCAUCCAGACCCUGGCAACACAUCUCCUACAACAUGAUAGUAGAUUUACCUAAGGACGGGAAUCAUGACUCCAUCCUGGUUAUUGUUGACAGCUUCACCAAGUAUGGUAUCUUCAUCAAAUGCUUGAAAAAGUUGAAAGCUCCCAAACUGGCGGAUUUAUUCCUAGAAAACGUCUGGAAACGGCAUGGAAUGCCCAAAAAAACAAUCUUGGAUAGGGGGAGGGUCUUUAACAACAAAUUCCUGAAGGCUCUAUACAAACGCCUGGGAAUAGACCCCCACUUCUCUUCAGCGUAUCAUCCUCAGAGUGAUGGGCAGACAGAACAAGUAAACCCUUCCAUCGAACACUUCCUAAGGGCAUACUCUGGCAUCAACCAACGGGACUGGACAAAAUGGCUGCCCAUGGCGGAGUUUGCUUACAAUAACGCCGUACACAGCAGCACCGGGAAGACCCCUUUCAAGGCGCUGUAUGGCUGGGAACCUACCUUAACCCCGUCAAACGUACCAACAGACGUUCCAGAAGCAGACAACCUUGCCCAGACAAUGGAGGCACAAUGGAAGGAAGUGGAAUCCGCCCUACGGCAAUCUAAGCAACGGAUGAUAGCCGGGGAAGACAGAAACCCAGUGGAAUUCAAAAUCGGAGAAGAAGCAUGGCUGGACGCCAAAAACGUGAAUCUCAAGACCUUGAGCCCCAAGUUGACUGAACAACGCUUGGGACCAUUCAAAGUCAUUGAGAAAAUCUCCGACCGCGCUUACCAACUCAAACUUCCCCCAACUAUGCAAAUCCACAACGUAUUCUACGUAGGGCUCCUGUCAAAAGUCAAAAGGGAUGACAAACGCACUUUUGAAAAUUGCCCCCCUCCGGUUACUGUAGAUGGGGAAGAGGAAUACAAGGUAGAAGGGAUAACGGACAUGGAAGAAAGGGAUGGAAAAUGGUUCUUCAGGGUCAAAUGGAAGGGCUAUGGACCAGAAGAGAACACGUGGGAACCCCGGGAAAACCUCAAAAAUGCGGGGAAAAUUUUGAAAAAAUAUGAAGAAGAGAUGAAGAAGAAGGCCCUUGGCGCUGCCAAGGCCCUUAGAGGGGGGGCAGUGUUGUAG
Molecule: messenger RNA, 3141 nt
Organism: Rhizoctonia solani
Lineage: Eukaryota; Fungi; Basidiomycota; Agaricomycetes; Cantharellales; Ceratobasidiaceae
Product: Retrotransposable element Tf2 protein
Exons: 2
Coding region: 1-3141 (1046 amino acids)
Biological process (GO): DNA integration
Molecular function (GO): nucleic acid binding
Source: RefSeq, a predicted model, not a curated record